UCAAGUCUAUCUCAUUUCAAGACACCGGCAGAAAUGCAAAACCCACGCUCCACACAAACACUCUAAACAUUAAUAAUACUUGCAGACCUUCAUCAAUGGCGUCGUCUUCUUCAUUAGCUUCAUCUUUGUCCUCCAUUAUUAACCAUCCUCAUCACUCUCUCUGCAUUCAAAUCCACAGAAGAUGCACUUCCUUCUCUCUUAAACCUUUUCCCUCUAAUUUCCGUUGCUUCCAACGCCCUUCUAUCACCAAUUGGAUCACCCCUACUCGUUCUUUUUCUUUCUCUAGAACUUUCUGUAAUCUCUCUGAUGGUCCCACUCUCCGCCAAUUCAUGCCUCGUGCUUCGCUCUCCCCCGUCGAAAUCUUACCAGAAUGUAUGUCAGAUCCUUCUGAAGUUCCACAAAAAGGUCGUGUUUACCAUGAGACGUAUGGAUGCCAAAUGAAUGUCAAUGACAUGGAAAUCGUGUUAUCUAUCAUGAAAAAAGCUGGGUAUACUGAAAUAGUUGAGACUCCUGAGAGUGCAGAGGUUAUUUUCAUCAAUACUUGUGCUAUUAGGGACAAUGCAGAACAGAAAGUCUGGCAACGACUCAACUACUUUUGGUUUUUGAAGAGGCAUUGGAAAAGGAAUGUUGCCAAAGGAAGGUCACAGUCUGUCUGCCCUCCCAAGGUUGUAGUCUUGGGAUGUAUGGCUGAGAGGUUAAAGGAUAAGAUACUAGAUGCAGAUAAGAUGGUGGAUGUUGUGUGUGGACCUGAUGCUUAUAGGGAUCUUCCACGGUUACUGGAGGAGGUAGAUUAUGGUCAAAAAGGGAUAAACACUCUUUUAUCUCUUGAAGAAACUUAUGCCGACAUAAGUCCAGUACGUAUUUCGAAAAAUUCCAUCAGUGCUUUUGUCUCGAUUAUGAGAGGUUGCAAUAAUAUGUGCUCGUUCUGCAUUGUUCCAUUCACGAGAGGUAGGGAACGUUCACGCCCUGUGGAUUCAAUCGUCAGAGAGGUGGAAGAGCUGUAUAAAGAAGGGGUUAAAGAAGUAACGCUCCUUGGGCAAAAUGUGAAUAGUUAUAACGAUGCGUCAGGGGUUGAACAAGAUGUUGAACCUGGAACCCACUGGGAAUAUAGUGAAGGCUUUUCUAGUAUGUGCAAGGUAAAAACAAAGGGUCUGCGCUUUUCUGACCUCUUGGAUAGGCUUUCUUCUGAAUUUCCUGAGAUGCGAUUCAGAUACACAUCACCACACCCCAAAGAUUUUCCUGAUGAUCUGCUCUAUCUUAUGCGGGAUCGACAUAAUAUCUGCAAAAGCAUCCAUUUACCUGCUCAAUCUGGAAAUAGUGAAGUACUUGAAAGAAUGAGACGAGGCUACACUAGAGAGACAUACUUGGAUCUUGUUGAAAAAAUUCGCAGAAUAAUUCCUGAUGUCGCUCUAACUAGUGACUUCAUUUGCGGUUUUUGUGGGGAAACAGAGGAGCAGUUCACUGAUACACUGAGCCUCAUUGAGGCUGUUGGCUACGACAUGGCGUACAUGUUUGCCUAUAGUAUGAGAGAGAAAACCCAUGCCCACCGAAAUUACACCGAUGAUGUACCCGAAGAUGUCAAGCAAAGGAGGCUGCAAAAAAUGAUCGAGACCUUCCGUGGGAGUACAGGUCAUAGGUAUAACAUUCAGAUAGGCACAACCCAGCUCGUGUUGGUUGAAGGCCCUAAUCCUAGAGCCCCUGAAACCGAGUUGAUUGGUAAGAGCGACAAGGGUCAUAGAGUUAUAUUUACCUCUAUGCCGUUGCUUGAUAGGUAUGGUCAAGAUGAGACUAAACGAACACCCAGAAUUGGUGAUUUUGUGGAAGUCAAAAUAUUGAAAUCCACCACAGCGUCCCUCAUUGGGGAAGCUUGUGCAAUAGCCAAAUUGAGCUCUUUCUACAAGGUUGCAGAGUAAGAGGCCAUGGUUUGUGCUGGAAGUGCUUGAGAAGGUCGAUGCUUCUCUUAACGAUAAUCUCUGUAAUAUAUGCUCGUUAUUUUUUUCUUGUGGUAGGAAAUUUUGAUUGAAUGUGGUUAAAAGCUAACAUAACAAUUAAAAUGAUAAAUUGUUAUACUAAUAACAUAACAAUUAUAACACCACUAUUAGUCGUUUUAACGUA
Molecule: messenger RNA, 2115 nt
Organism: Amaranthus tricolor (Joseph's coat)
Lineage: Eukaryota; Viridiplantae; Streptophyta; Magnoliopsida; Caryophyllales; Amaranthaceae
Product: CDK5RAP1-like protein
Exons: 3
Coding region: 96-1913 (605 amino acids)
Biological process (GO): negative regulation of cyclin-dependent protein serine/threonine kinase activity; tRNA modification
Cellular component (GO): mitochondrion; cytosol
Molecular function (GO): 4 iron, 4 sulfur cluster binding; tRNA-2-methylthio-N(6)-dimethylallyladenosine(37) synthase activity
Source: RefSeq, a predicted model, not a curated record